Messenger RNA from Pocillopora verrucosa, 1606 nucleotides. RefSeq names its product small integral membrane protein 14. Gene Ontology annotation, cellular component: endoplasmic reticulum. NCBI's taxonomy places the organism in Eukaryota, Metazoa, Cnidaria, Anthozoa, Scleractinia, Pocilloporidae. The record is from RefSeq and is a predicted model, not a curated record.
ACCGUGAUGCAUACUCUUUCUGAACUCAAUCGUGCAAACCUUAUUACCUAAUACAAUCGUGGCGAUCUGACUAACAGUGUGGAGAAUAACGCCGGUAUUUCGUCAUUCAGUUCGUUAUUCUGAUUUGUAAGGUCGUGGAGCGUCAAGUAACGCUUUGCUUCGUUAAAAGACUUUUCUAGAACAAGCGAUCACUACUACUCUCUUUCGAAAGCUGAAGUCAAACAUGGACGGUGGUGGAGGCGAUUCGUUUGAUCCAUGUGAGUGUAUAUGCAGCCACGAAGGUGCAAUGCGAAGACUUAUUUCUUUGCUGAGAUCCUCUCAGAGUUAUUGUACAGAUAACCAGUGCUUGCAAGAAUUACCAGGCCCACAGGGAAAUGAUACUGGAGGAGACAGUCACACUGCAUUCUAUAUUAUGAUAGCCUGGUUGAUUAUUGCUUUUGUCUUGUAUCUACUCAGACCCCAGAGUAUGAGACAAGGUCCAGAGAAACCAAGUCGCAGUGAUAGAGAUCCUGGCCCUCAACCUCCAGCACCUCCUGUGCAUUAAAUGGACCACACUCAUUGACCUCUGAUAACAAGGAUUGACUUGUUACCAUAUAGUGACAUUAAUAUUGGCAAUUAGAUUAGGCAUAAACAUGUAGUAAGCAAGAUUAUGUACAGGAUGUGUUAUUACCUUCAGUCAGAUGAAUUGUAAACUUAAGUUCUGUGUCUGAGAAGUGGGAUUAAGGUUCAUAUGUAGUGAUCCAAAGCACAAUCUGUUAUUAGCUGCAAGUUAAAUGCUAAACAAUUCUCUGAAUAUUUGUAAAUAAGUGUUCCCCUCCUUAAUGCAAGCCCAAGAUGCAUUUAUUUAAAUAUGGGGACUGCUCAAGUUCAUUGCGUUAGUUUGAGUGAAUCAUUUUGUAGUUUCCUAGUUCCAUAAGAUGUGAAUAGAUGAUAGAUUGGAUUGAUAAUUCUUUAGAAGUACUGAAUUUUGUUUUGUGUAACAUAGGGGGGGAUUGGACAGUACUUUGGGUAGGAGUGCAAUAUUAUUGAAACUCUUGAAGAAACUUUAGAGGUUUAUCCAAAUGUUAAAUGGUUUGUUUACUCAACUUGUUCCUCAUGCUAAUCAAUGCACAAAAGCAAGGAUUCAUGGGGAUUUUUGAACCAGUCAUUGAACAGUACAUGAAUAAAAAGGAGGAAUUGGUGGGAGGUUUGAAACAGAGAACAGAACACAUACAAGUAUCCAUGCUGAAAAAGAAAUUGUUUAUCUGUGUAAAUACUGAGAUAAUGGGUAAAAAGUGGGAUAACUGUAUCAAUAAUAACAUAGUGCAAGUUAUAUUACAGAAGGCAUUCUUUAAAUUGGUACAUGUAGAUAAAAAAUUAAACAUUACCAUUUAGGAAUGUUAUCUAUUUAUUGCUUUUCAUAAUGUAACAUCAUUCUUAAAGUGUAAUUUUCAAUUUGCUCUUUCUAACUUGUGUCUGCUGGGGUUAGUAACCCAUCAACAAAUUAAGAAUUACUCCUGCAGUAAAAAAAAUGGCAGUUUUAUUAUUAUUACAAUUGAUUAUUGAUAAGUUAUGCCAAUGCCUACUAGUGUACAAUUAUUGUAAUGCAAAAAAAAAAGAAUAAAAA